CUGUCUCUCAAUGCAGACAGACAUGGGAAAUUCAGUGGCAGAAAUUGCUCUGGCCUCACUUGUGGAUCAGAAGUCCCUUUGGCUCUUCUCUUCAUCCUUUCAGCCUCAGAAGAACAACUUCCUUGUUGCUUUCCUUUCCCUUCUCCAUUUCUGCUUUGUUCGAUAACCGGAGGAGGGCUACUCGGGAUUCGAAUGGGCUUCUGGAACUGAUCGAAUUGACAAAGAAAGCUGUGAACUGAUCUGCCAACUGCAGAAAGAAUGGCUAUCCUCGGGGGACAAGCGGUUGGAGUCCCGAGCUUCCUGUCCUCCUCUUCGUACCACGCCUCUCAAUCGAACAAGAUUACUCAGUCUCCCUCCACCCUGUCCACGCAGGUUGGGUCUCGAUUAGGAGCUUCUCGCAGGAUCGUUGCCUGCUCUGCUGUUCAGGAAUCAUCUGCAGCUGCAACACCGACUACUACUGUGGCUACUAGCGAGACGGCAUCCGCAGAGACAAAAGAGGCCAAGGCAGCACCAAAAGAAGCUGCAGCAAAGCCCAAGAGGCCCGCAAAGGCCCCCGUAAAGCCGCUGCCUCUGCUGAUGGAGGAGGAAGUGAUCCCGCAGCUUAAAGAAAUCCUCCAAGCUCAGGAGGAUCUCUCGGAGAUCGAGCUAACCUUCCAAGAUAAUAGGUUGGAGGGCUCUUUCUUAAAGAAGGGAAACCCACACUCGUUCUGGGCUUUCUUCCCAAAUGGCGACCUCACAGGCCCGAAAGGAUUUUCUCUGUCAUCCUACGGCUCAGGAGCAAGCACAGUGGAGCCAUUUCUCGUCGAUGAGAAGAAGAUCACUGCAAAUCUUGUCAUCUUCUGGGUCGAGAAGCGUUUGGCUGCACAGGGCAUCAUUCCAGUGUGGAAAGAAUAGUUCCACUCGAUCAUUGCAGAUCUCAUGGGCCUUACUUGAAGAGACCAGAAGUGAAAGCUGAUAUAUGACAUCGGGUAACGCCAGAAUGGCUUCGGAAUGUCCUUGGGAAGCCGAAAGUAACCAGACACGAGCAUGAAUAUUCCCUGCAAAUAUAAGAAAAACCACAGCUGGUAUUGUAAUCGAUGAAAUAUCAAGCCUCGGACUAACCAUUACCUUGCGGAAUCCCCGCAGUUUUGGGGAUUGAACACAAACCUGUAUUCCAGCACCUAUGAUAAUGCCCAUGAGGAAGUUCGGGAUGACACUGGCAAUCACCAUCAUCAAGCUUUCUACAACUGUUACGCUUGCAUAGAGGCACAGGACGAAGAACAGGUAGUGUUCAAAGCCAGGAUGAAGGCGGACCAUGUAAUAGCAGAUAGUUCCCGAGAUGAAAGUGAUCAUUAUUA
Punica granatum (pomegranate) is the source of this 1337-nucleotide messenger RNA. Lineage: Eukaryota; Viridiplantae; Streptophyta; Magnoliopsida; Myrtales; Lythraceae. The record is from RefSeq and is a predicted model, not a curated record.